Dentiscutata heterogama is the source of this 220-nucleotide messenger RNA. The record is from the annotation of a GenBank genome assembly. Lineage: Eukaryota; Fungi; Glomeromycota; Glomeromycetes; Diversisporales; Gigasporaceae.
AUGUCGAAAGGUACAAAGCUUAGAGUCUUCAUUAUGGAUCAGCCAGAGCCUCCAUUAUGCAGAGUUCGUGAGAUCUUCGAUCUCAAAAUUCCUUACAAAUCAGUGGAUGAAGAUUCAGUACUUCAAUUUAUUCACAGCUUAUGGAUGAUAAGACUAGGUCUAGAAGAAUCAGUAAAUAAGCUAGAAAAUAUUGGUAGAGAAAUUCAAGUAAAAUAUCAAG